AUGGGAAACACCGCCAAGGUCGUGGCAAUCUUUGGCGUUCUUGUGUUCCUGCAGGUCGUAUCAUGUGAUGUCGCCCCGCACCAUGCUGAUCUAGGGAAUUCUCUCGCCAGCAUACACACAGGAACCAUGACGGUGGACGGGUACGAAGAAGGAGAGGAGGGCGGAGGGCCGGCAGCAUGCGACGGCAUAUACCACAGCGACGGGGAUUUGCUGACAACGCUGCCUACAGAGCUGUACGCGGGCGGGGGCCGGUGUCACAGCUUUAUAGGCAUCUCCAGCAUACAAACCGGGCGUAGCACAUUGGCCAUGGUCGUGGACGUGUGCGAUGACUGCACCGAGGAUGAGUUGGGGACGUCCGCCGCUGUGUGGAAUGCCCUGGGGCUCGACACCAAUGCCGGCGUCGCGCCCAUCAGGUGGGCUGUCCCAUGA
This is a messenger RNA of Aegilops tauschii subsp. strangulata, 429 nucleotides long. Its product is annotated as putative ripening-related protein 6. The record is from RefSeq and is a predicted model, not a curated record. NCBI's taxonomy places the organism in Eukaryota, Viridiplantae, Streptophyta, Magnoliopsida, Poales, Poaceae.